Molecule: messenger RNA, 3490 nt
Organism: Elaeis guineensis (African oil palm)
Lineage: Eukaryota; Viridiplantae; Streptophyta; Magnoliopsida; Arecales; Arecaceae
Product: protein argonaute 10
Molecular function (GO): RNA binding; protein binding
Source: RefSeq, a predicted model, not a curated record
UGCGUGUAUGGGGUUUCACCACCCUCUCUUUCUGCUAACCUCUGCUCUCCUCUUUUUUUUAGCUUUCUCCACUCUCUUCCUCACCACAUCCCUUUCAAGCCUACUUUAAAGGGCUCUUUUCUGAGCUUUGGUGUGAUUAAAGGGAGGAUUGGGCUGUGUUGCUGCUGGUGGGGGAGGAGGAAGGAGAAGAGACCCCUAGGAUUCUGUAGCACCAAGUUGGCGAGUCAGUAGAGUAGCAGAAAAUCUUUGAGAAAGAAGACUAGUACUCAAGUUGUUGAAGAAGGCCGGAUUUUUUUCUUCCCAAAUUCUUCUGCAGCCAUGCCUAUAAGACAGAUGAAGGAGAGCUCAGAACAACACCUUGUGAUCAAGGCCCAAGCUAACGCCCCCAUGAACCCAGUUCCGAAAGUUCUUAAAACCUCACAGAAUGGCAAAAGCCCACCACAUCAGGAACCAACACAGGAUGCAAAACUGCCGAGCCAGAACCCAGCUCCUGCCAAGAAUAGUAGAAGAAGACGAGGUCGAGGGGUGCAGAAGGCCGGGCAAUGUGACACCUCCUCCGGCGUGAAGCCGCCAACCACGUACCAGCUUCCGAGUGGGAGUUCGGAGAAUGCAAGUCAUCUGGGUGGCAGAGAGAUGGGUUUUCCUUCCUCAAGUAGAUCUCUGAGGUUUCCUCCAAGGCCUGGGCUUGGUCAAGCAGGGACUAGAUGUAUGGUAAAAGCUAACCAUUUUUUUGCCGAGCUACCAGACAAGGAUUUAAUCCACUAUGAUGUGACCAUAACACCAGAGGUGGCAUCCAAAAAUGUCAACAGAAAUAUCAUCGCAGAACUCGUGAAACUGUACAGGGAAUCUGAUCUUGGGAUGAGGUUGCCUGCCUAUGAUGGCAGGAAGAGUUUGUAUACAGCUGGAGAGCUCCCUUUCUCUUACAGGGAGUUUAACAUCAAGCUUGUGGAUGAAGAAGAUGGAAUUAAUGGCCCCAAAAGGGAGAGAGAAUAUAAAGUGGCAAUUAAGUUUGUUGCCAGAGCAAAUUUGCACCACCUGGGUCAAUUUUUGGUAGGCAAAUGUGCAGAUGCUCCACAAGAAGCUCUUCAGGUUCUGGACAUUGUUUUGAGGGAACUUUCAAGUAAAAGGUACUAUCCUGUUGGAAGAUCUUUCUUUUCUCCUGAGAUUAAGACACCACAGAGGCUUGGUGAUGGUUUGGAAUCAUGGCGUGGGUUUUACCAGAGUAUAAGGCCUACACAGAUGGGUUUGUCCCUAAAUAUUGACAUGUCUUCAGCAGCGUUUAUCGAGCCUUUGCCUGUAAUUGAGUUUGUCGCUCAGCUUCUGGGAAAGGAUGCAUUAUCGAGGCCAUUUUCUGAUUCUGAUCAUGUUAAGAUUAAGAAAGCACUUCGAGGAGUCAAAGUUGAAGUAACUCAUAGAGGACAUGUGCGACGGAAGUACCGGAUAUCUGGGCUAACAUCACAACCUACUAGAGAACUCAUGUUUCCAGUUGAUGACCAGUGCAUGAAGUCAGUUGUUGAUUACUUCCAGGAGAUGUAUGAAUUCACCAUCCAAUAUACCCAUCUUCCUUGCCUUAAAGUGGGAAAUCAGAAAAAGGCUAACUAUUUACCAAUGGAGGCUUGUAAGAUUUUGGGAGGACAAAGGUAUACCAAAAGGCUGAACGAAAAGCAGAUCACUGCGCUGCUGAAAGUUACAUGCCAAAGGCCAAAGGAUCGGGAGAAUGACAUUUUGCAGACAGUUCAACAUAAUGCCUAUAAUCAAGAUCUGUAUGCAAAGGAGUUUGGAAUCAAAAUCAGUGAGAAGCUAGCAUCUGUUGAGGCUAGAGUUCUUCCUGCACCUUGGUUGAAAUAUCAUGAUACCGGGAAGGAAAAAAAUUGCUUGCCUCAAGUUGGACAGUGGAAUAUGAUGAACAAGAAAAUGAUAAAUGGAAGCAAGGUAACUCGGUGGGCAUGCAUCAACUUUUCUCGUAUUGUCCAAGAGAGUGUAGCACGCAGUUUUUGCAAUGAACUGGCUCAGAUGUGUCAAGUCUCAGGCAUGGAAUUCAAUCCUGAACCUGUAAUUCCAAUAUAUUCAGCCAGGCCUGAACAUGUUGAGAAGGCUCUGAAGCAUGUCUAUCAUGCAUCAAGCAAACUCAAAGGGAAGGAAUUGGAAUUACUAUUAGCUAUUUUGCCUGACAACAAUGGCUCUUUGUAUGGGGAUCUCAAGCGGAUAUGUGAGACAGAUUUGGGGUUAAUAUCACAAUGCUGUCUUACGAAGCAUGUUUUCAAGAUCAGCAAACAGUAUCUUGCCAAUGUCUCCCUGAAAAUCAAUGUGAAGAUGGGAGGAAGAAAUACCGUUCUUGUGGAUGCAGUGAGUUGGAGAAUACCAUUAGUCAGCGAUAUACCGACUAUAAUAUUUGGAGCAGAUGUGACACACCCAGAAAAUGGAGAAGACUCCAGUCCUUCAAUUGCUGCUGUCGUAGCUUCUCAAGACUGGCCUGAAAUUACAAAGUACGCUGGCCUGGUUUGUGCUCAGGCUCACAGGCAAGAACUUAUACAAGAUUUAUAUAAGACGUGGCAUGAUCCUGUCCGGGGCACAGUUAGUGGAGGCAUGAUUCGGGAUCUCUUAAUAUCCUUCAGGAAAGCUACCGGGCAAAAGCCACUGAGGAUCAUCUUUUACAGGGAUGGUGUGAGUGAAGGGCAAUUUUACCAAGUUCUGCUCUAUGAACUAGAUGCAAUCCGGAAGGCCUGUGCCUCUCUUGAACCAAAUUAUCAACCACCAGUGACUUUUGUUGUGGUCCAGAAGAGGCAUCACACAAGACUCUUUGCCAACAAUCACAAGGAUCGAGCUAGCACUGAUAGGAGUGGAAAUAUUUUACCAGGCACUGUGGUUGAUUCUAAAAUCUGUCAUCCAACAGAAUUUGACUUCUAUUUAUGUAGCCAUGCUGGAAUCCAGGGAACAAGUAGACCAGCUCAUUACCAUGUUCUAUGGGAUGAAAACAAUUUUACGGCAGAUGGAUUGCAGUCUCUAACAAACAAUCUAUGUUACACAUAUGCAAGGUGCACACGAUCAGUCUCUGUUGUUCCUCCAGCGUACUAUGCACACUUGGCAGCCUUCCGAGCUCGGUUCUAUGUGGAACCGCAUUCCCAGGAGAAUGAUACAGCAAGCAAUGGUGUACAGGCCACAUGUGCAGCUGGAGAGUCUGCAGUCAGGCCGCUGCCAGCACUCAAAGAAAAUGUGAAGAGGGUGAUGUUCUACUGUUAAAGCUUUACGACAUGAUAGGAUCUAGUUCAUGUAUAGAGGAACAAUGGUCUCAUAGAAAAUGAUUGCUCCAUGUGGCACUCCAAUGAUGGUGUAUCAAGUUGUCUAUUCGAUUUUGAAUCUGUGAAAGGCCUUAGUUCAUGUGUAGUUUAUUGUGCUUCUGCUCUUUCUGAAUUCAGAGGUGUAUGAAUUUUUUGGUAGCAAUAAAUUAGAAGGAAAGUGGAAAGAAGUUUAGUUCUUCUUCAAACAUCAA